Oppia nitens is the source of this 1446-nucleotide messenger RNA. RefSeq names its product protein FAM76B-like. The record is from RefSeq and is a predicted model, not a curated record. Lineage: Eukaryota; Metazoa; Arthropoda; Arachnida; Sarcoptiformes; Oppiidae. The transcript is spliced from 6 exons. The coding region runs from base 259 to 1278 and encodes 339 amino acids.
ACUGAUUGAAUGAUAAUUUUGUCGUCAUUUUUAUAAUACAUAUAAUAAUAACAAAACUAAUUGUCAUUCAAUUGAAUUGUUUUUUCAUUUAUUUAUUAUAUAAUUAAAACUAAUUAAUGAAUCAAUAAUUGAGACCAUUAUUGACAAAAUCAAACCAAAUGAAUGACAAAUGAUUUAAUUACAAGAGAGAAGAGACAUAACAGUGACUGACCUGUUGUUCAUAAUUUGGUCCCAUUUUUGUCAGUCUUCAGAUCAGUGAUGUCGACAUCGCAGUCGUCAUCGGAAGCAUUGUUUGCGUGCACGCGAUGUAACUCAAGACAUCCAUUUGAAGAGCUAUCACAGGGACAACAAUUGUGUAAAGAAUGUCGCGGAGCCUUUCCUAUCGUUAAGUGUACUUAUUGUCGAACAGAGUUCCAACAGGAAAGCAAAUCAAGUGUUAUUUCCAUCUGCAAGAAGUGCGAACAAAAUGUCAAACAAUAUGGAAAGCCGUCUGCAUGUGAUUAUUGUAAUAUCAUUGCGGCUUUUAUUGGGUCGAAAUGUCAGAGAUGUGCCAACUCGGAGAAGAAAUAUGGACCACCACUGACUUGUGAACAGUGCAAACAAAGGUGUGCUUUUGACCGAAAAGAUCCCGAAAGCCGUAAGAAAGUUGACGGCAAACUGUUGUGUUGGUUAUGUACGCUGUCAUACAAGAGAGCUCUCGCCAAAGCUAAACAAAAUGACAGCUCUAUCCGUCACACAUCCAUAUCUGCACUUAAAAGUAGUUCUCGGUCUUCAAGUAGACAUCACUCCAAAGAUGAGCUUCGGUCACACCAUAAGCACCACCAUAACCGUCAUUCUGUACCUCAAAACAGUUCCAAUUCGACGGCCACUAAGAAACCAAGAAUUGACUUAACUAAGCCAUCAAACGGCACUGUCUCCAAUGUGACCAAUUCAUCGACGUUGACCACUACAUCAUUGGACUCAGCAAUGGACCCCAACUCAUCCGAGACGAUUGCUACUGUGGCACAGCUUAGGGAACAGAUAUUAGCAUUGAAUAAACAAAUAGAGAUUAAGAAAAAGGAGUUAAUUCAAAAAGAUGUUGAGAUGAAUAAAUUGCGUUCAGCGCACAGUCAGGAAUUGCGUGAACACAGAGAGAAAAUUACUGAAUUGCAGCGCAAACACACCGAUAAGGUUCAGGACUUACAGCAAAAAAUAGCACAACUGUCCAAACAGAACGCCUCCCUCUCGAAAGCGGCUAAAAAGAGUGCGGUCACACCCAGUAGUAGUCCAUUACUAUGAGGCAAUCCAUUUGUUGACCAUCAGGUGUAUGCCUUCUCUCAUGUCUUUAAUAAAAUCGAUAUUAAAGCUCGUCUUGAAUGUUAAGAAUCACUUAAAUAAUGUAUUUCUUUAUUUUUAAGAUUACAUGGCUUUGAUCGGCGACAAUGAACUGUGAGAGAGUGCCAGACC